Messenger RNA from Adineta steineri, 906 nucleotides. The record is from the annotation of a GenBank genome assembly. NCBI's taxonomy places the organism in Eukaryota, Metazoa, Rotifera, Eurotatoria, Adinetida, Adinetidae.
AUGACCUUGAUGCAAUCGAUAAAUAAUUUUUUUACGAAUGCUCAACAACAAAUAACUUCACUCUAUGGUUUUCAAGAUGCUCUACUCUUUCAACCAAAUGAACCAGAUACAGCACGAACAAUUGUUCAAACACCUGACGUAUUUCAUAUGCCAUAUGAAACGAUAACAAUUGAAACACCUGACAAUGAAAAAUUACACGGAUUUCUAAUCAAACAAAUCAAUCGAACAAAUGAACGUGAAACAUUAAUAUUUUUUCAUGGAAAUGCAGGAAAUAUUGGACACCGUUUACAAAAUGCUCAUCUUUUAUAUCGUGCAUGCAAUAUCAAUAUUCUCCUCUUCGAUUAUCGUGGAUAUGGAAAAUCUACUGGUGCACCAUCUGAAACAGGUCUUUAUACAGACGCCUUAGCUGUUCAUGAUUAUGUACGUAAACGUAAUGAUCUUAAUCAAGAAAAAAUAUUUCUAUUUGGUCGAUCACUUGGUGGUGCUGUAGCAUUGCAUCUUGCAUCUCAUCUAGCUCAAAUAAAUGCAACACCACCAUUACAUAGUGUUAUUGUUGAAAAUACUUUUACAUCAAUUCCUGAUAUGGCUAAAAGACUAUUUGCAGUUGCUGUACUCGAUUAUGUACCUAAUUGGUGCUAUAAAAAUCUAUUUCCCUCACUAACAAAAAUUCGUCAUAUUAAAUGUCCUGUACUCUUUCUAUCCGGCGGACAAGAUGAAUUAGUACCUCCACCAAUGAUGGAAAAAUUACACGAGGAAUGUAAAAGUUCAAAAAAGCAAUUGGUUAUAUUUCCCGAUGGUCAGCAUAAUACAACAUGGCUUUCGCAUGAUUAUACAGCUCAAAUACGAAAAUUUCUUACGGAGUGCUCUGCACUACCAUCUGAGCCGACAGCAUCAAACUUGAAUUGA